Messenger RNA from Gavialis gangeticus (Gharial), 2594 nucleotides. It is a transcript of the gene RAD54L, whose product is annotated as RAD54-like (S. cerevisiae). NCBI's taxonomy places the organism in Eukaryota, Metazoa, Chordata, Crocodylia, Gavialidae. Bases 27 to 2255 code for a protein of 742 amino acids. Gene Ontology annotation, biological process: reciprocal meiotic recombination; double-strand break repair via synthesis-dependent strand annealing. The record is from RefSeq and is a predicted model, not a curated record. Gene Ontology annotation, molecular function: ATP binding; ATP-dependent chromatin remodeler activity; DNA translocase activity. The transcript is spliced from 18 exons. Gene Ontology annotation, cellular component: nucleus.
CAUGGGGCUGCGUCGCCUGGGAGGAGAUGCGGAGGAGCCUGGCGCCCAGCCAGCUGGCCAAGCGCAAGCCGGACGGCGCCGACGAGGAUGAGGACUGGUGCCCGCCCGCCACGCCGAAGAGACAGAAACCUGGCAGCAACACGGAGAGUGGGCAAUGCUACAUGUCGCCUUUCCGGAAACCCCUGGCUCAGCUUACCAAUCGGCCUCAUUGCCUUGAUAGCAGCAAACAUGAGGCAUUUAUCCGCAGCAUUUUGUCAAAACCUUUCAAAGUCCCUAUUCCAAAUUAUAAAGGGCCUCUGGGCUUGAGGGCACUGGGCAUCAAGCGGGCAGGGGUGAGGAACUCUCUCCACGACCCUUUUGAAGAAGGAGCUCUGGUUCUCUAUGAGCCCCCUCCACUGAGCGCGCACGACCAGCUGAAAAUAGACAAGGACAAAGUGCCAGUCCAUGUGGUGGUGGAUCCUGUUCUCAGCCGCGUCUUACGGCCCCAUCAGAGAGAAGGGGUGAAGUUCCUGUGGGACUGCGUAACCAGCCGACGGAUCUCUGGGAGCCACGGCUGCAUCAUGGCUGAUGAGAUGGGGCUGGGCAAGACCCUACAGUGCAUCACGCUCAUGUGGACGCUGCUUCGGCAGAGCCCCGACUGCAAGCCAGAGAUUGACAAAGCCAUGGUGGUAGCCCCGUCCAGCCUGGUGAAGAACUGGUAUAACGAAGUAGAGAAAUGGCUGGGAGGACGGAUCCAGCCUUUGGCCAUUGAUGGAGGCUCCAAGAAUGAGAUCGACAAUAAGCUAGCUGGAUUCAUGAAUCAGCGCGGCUUGCGGGUGCCUUCUCCCAUCCUGAUCAUCUCCUAUGAGACCUUCCGCCUUCAUGCCGAAGUCCUUCAGAGGGGCAGUGUCGGGCUGGUCAUAUGUGACGAGGGUCACAGGCUAAAGAACUCUGAGAACCAAACCUACCAGGCCCUCAACAGCCUGAACACCCCCCGGCGUGUCCUCAUCUCGGGGACCCCCAUUCAGAACGACCUGCUGGAGUAUUUCAGCCUGGUGCACUUUGUCAACUCGGGAAUCCUCGGGACGGCACAAGAGUUCAAGAGGCAUUUCGAAAUCCCCAUCCUGAAAGGCAGGGAUGCUGCCGCCAGCGAGGCGGAGAGACAUAAAGGGGAAGAGCGGCUGAAGGAGCUAAUCAGCAUCGUGAACAGAUGUUUAAUCAGGAGAACGUCGGACAUUCUCUCCAGGUAUCUGCCCGUGAAGAUCGAGCAGGUGGUGUGCUGCAGGCUGACGCCCCUCCAGGCCGAGCUGUACAAGAACUUCCUGAAGCAAGCGAAGCCAGUGGAAGAGCUGAAGGGUGGGAAGAUCAGCGUCUCCUCCCUCUCCUCCAUCACCUCCUUGAAGAAGCUCUGCAACCACCCUGCCCUGAUCUAUGAGAAGUGUGUGGAGGAGGAGGAGGGCUUUGUUGGAGCGAUGGACUUGUUCCCUGCUGGCUACAGCACCAAGUCACUGGAGCCCCAGCUCUCAGGGAAGAUGGUGGUUCUGGAUUACAUCCUGGCAGUCACUAGAAGCACCAGCAAUGACAAGGUCGUGCUAGUCUCCAAUUACACCCAAACGCUGGACCUGUUUGAGAAGCUCUGCCGGAGUAGGAGGUAUUUAUACGUCCGACUGGAUGGCACGAUGUCUAUUAAAAAGAGAGCGAAGAUUGUGGAGCGGUUUAACAGCCCCUCUAGCCCCGAGUUCAUCUUCAUGCUCAGCAGCAAAGCUGGCGGCUGCGGCUUAAAUCUGAUUGGAGCAAACAGACUCGUCAUGUUCGACCCAGACUGGAAUCCAGCCAAUGAUGAGCAAGCCAUGGCUCGGGUCUGGAGGGAUGGCCAAAAGAAGACCUGCUAUAUCUACAGGCUGCUUUCAACGGGGACGAUAGAAGAGAAGAUCUUCCAGCGGCAGACCCACAAGAAAGCACUCAGCAGCUGCGUGGUGGACGAGGAGCAGGAUGUGGAGAGGCACUUCUCGCUGGGGGAGCUCAGAGAGCUGUUCACACUCAGCGAGACCACAGCCAGUGAUACCCACGACAAGAUCAAGUGCCAGCGCUGCGUGAAUGGCCACCAGGUAAGGUCCCCUCCGGAGGGAUCCGACUGCACGUCUGACCUCUCCCAGUGGAACCACUGCGCUGACAAGCGCGGGCUCCAGGACUCGGUGCUGAAGGCUGCCUGGGACGCUGCCGUCACCUUCACGUUCCACCACCAUUCCCACGAGGAGCAGCGAGGGAUUCUUUAGCAGGCCGCCUACCCUAGGGAGGAGGGAAGGCUUCUAUGGAAGUCAAACCCAUUUCAGCAGCUUUCUGAGAGAGCCCCACAGCAGCAUAUGCUGGAUCUAUAAUAGGACCACAGUGGUCUGGUUUCUGAGCAGGAAGAGCUUUCUAGCCUGCCUGGAGCAGCGGGAAGCACCUGGCAGUAUUUGUGGCACUGCUCUUUGACUUGGCUAUGGUGCACUUCAUUCACUCAGGACAUUUGAACAGCAUCGGAUCCUGCCUCUAUGCUAGCAGGAUGCUGGUACCACACAGUUGGCAUGGGUGCCUUUUAUACAGGAGAGCCCCACUGCAGGCAGCAAAGUGCC